GAACUUGACAUUGAAAAUUGAAAACUCAGUCUCCAAACAACAAAACCAAACACAAAUGUCUGCAGAUCUUGCCAACCUCGUCACCCGCCUUGAGAAGGCCGUCACUCGUCUUGAGGGCUUUGGCGGCGCCGCUGCUGCUUCCGGCUCUGCCCCCGCUGCUGCUGCCGGUGGCGCUGGUAGCUCCAAGUUCGUCGAGGCGUACGAUGAGGAGGUCGCCUCGGCCAACCUCAAGACCUUCUUCGCCCUCUCGGCCGAGAUCGGCGGCGAGGUCAAGACCCAGGCUGACAAGGCGCAGGUUGCGUUCAACGAGCUCCGCGCUGUGCUCCAGGUGGCCGCGUCGUCCAAGAAGCCCAGCGACCUCGCUGCCAUCUUCAAGAACAUUUCUGGCGCCAUCGCGUCGGCUUCCGAGUACCGCGAGGCCAACCGCAAGAGCAAGGACUUCAACCAGCUCUCGGCCAUCUCGGAGGGUCUGCCCGCUGUCGGCUGGGUCGCCGUCGAGCCCAAGCCCGUCCCGUACAUUGAGGAGAUGAUCAACGCUGCGCAGUUCUACACCAACCGCGUUCUCAAGGACUUCAAGGAGACCCAGCCCAAGCAGGUCGAGUGGGCCCGCGCAUGGGUUGCCGCCCUCAAGGAUCUCCAGGCCUACGUCAAGAAGGCGCACACCACCGGCCUGACCUGGAAUGCCAACGGUGGCACUGCUGCCGCUCCCGCUGCCGCCGCUGCCCCUGCUGCCGCCCCCGCCGCUGCCAAGCCCGCCGCCGCCCCUGCUGCUGCUGCUGCUGCUGCUGCUGCCCCUGCCAAGCCUGCCCUCGGUGGCGGCCUGUUCAGCGAGCUGAACAAGGGUGGUGACAUCACCUCGGGCCUCAAGAAGGUCGACAAGUCGCAGAUGACCCACAAGAACCCCGAGCUGCGCGCAUCGUCGGUCGUCCCCGCCGCCGAGGCCAAGGCCCCCGCUGCUUCUUCUGCCAAGGCUGCUUCUGGCGCCCCCACCGGCCCGCCCAAGACCGAGCUCGAGGCCAAGAAGUGGGUUGUUGAGAACCACGUCAACAACAAGGACAUUGUCCUCUCGGACACAAACACCAAGCAGACCGUGUACGUGUACAAGUGCGUCGGCUCCACCAUCCAGAUCAAGGGCAAGGUCAACGCCAUCACCGUCGACUCGUGCAAGAAGUGCGCCUUUGUCUUUGACUCGUGCCUCGCCUCGUUCGAGCUGGUCAACUGCCAGUCGAUCCAGGUCCAGGUCCUCGGCGCUGUCCACACCAUCCUCGUCGACAAGACCGACGGUGCCCAGAUCUACCUGUCCAAGGACUCGCUCGAGGCCGAGAUUGUCUCGUCCAAGAGCUCUGAGAUGAACGUCCUCGCCCCCGUUGACGCUGGCGGUGAGUUCCGCGAGUUUGCCCUUCCCGAGCAGCUCAAGUCCGUCUGGGACCCCAAGGCCAACCGAAUGAUCACCACCGUCGUCGAGCACAAGGGCUAAGCGCAGUGUCUGGUCUUGAGUGUUUGUCGCACUGUGGUUUUUUGUUUCUUCCUUUUAUUCCUUUGCGUGUCGUUGUCUGGUGCUGUCUGGUUGUUUCUAAGUUUCACCUUGCUUUUCUGCAACAAUACAAGCAACUGCGAGACGUCGUCAGCUGACGCACGCUUCUUGUACAAACCCAAACA
Capsaspora owczarzaki ATCC 30864 is the source of this 1659-nucleotide messenger RNA. RefSeq names its product adenylyl cyclase-associated protein. Gene Ontology annotation, cellular component: cytoplasm. NCBI's taxonomy places the organism in Eukaryota, Filasterea, Ministeriida, Capsasporidae. The record is from RefSeq and is a predicted model, not a curated record. The transcript is spliced from 2 exons. Gene Ontology annotation, molecular function: actin binding; adenylate cyclase binding. The coding region runs from base 56 to 1477 and encodes 473 amino acids. Gene Ontology annotation, biological process: cell morphogenesis; regulation of adenylate cyclase activity; cytoskeleton organization.